UUGCGAAGAAAAGAACACUCACCGGAGAGGCGGAGAUUCAUGGCGGUGGCACGGCUGAUACGACCUCUAAGGCAAUGACCACAAGUGCAGAACCGUUACUGCACUCUCACAGUGCUCGAUGACCUCCUAUUCUCAUCCUUACUGGUCACGGUAGCUACUAAAGUCACCUUGCAUUCUUUCUCUUGCGCGACGUCUACUUCCUCUCGCCGGAACGUCCGUCACCGUCGCGCGGACUCUGAUUGCCUAAUUCUCCUACGGCUCCUAAUCUCCAAAAGGAAGAUGGCGAGACCAGUGAUUCGGAUAACGAUGUGAAGAAAAACCGUAACCAGAAGAAGCGCGAGGCCCGGCGCGCCGUCCGUUGGGGCACGGACAUCGCCUCCUUCUCAACUCCCCAAAUCAAACGCAUACUCAGGUACAAUCAGAAUCAUACUUCCAUUUUUUCCGAAUAACAGCAAAUUUAUUUUCCCGCCGGCCAUAACUUUUUAUGAUUUGUAUGGAUUUGCGGAGUGGCGGCUCUCGAACAAGAAGUAUUGGACGCUUUAAUGUUAGUGAAGAGACUCGGGCCGGAUGUUCGAGAAGGAAAGCGUAGGCAGUUCAAUUAUAUUGGGAAACUGCUGCGAGAAGUAGAACCUGAAUUAAUGGAUACUUAGAUUCAAGCUACGAAAGUUGGUGAUCAGAAAACACUGCAGCAUCUAGUUAGUUUGCAGCUGCAAAUCAUGGAAGAUGAGGAUCAUGAUGAAGAAUCUGAAAGUGAGGAUGAAGAUCAGGUAUCACAAGCUCACACCAAUAUUGCAAGUAGAUGGUUUGAUGGCUUGAUCAGUAAGGACAUAACAAUUACAAAUGAAGUUUAUUCGAUUAACAGCAUUGAUUUUGAUCGACAGGAACUACGCAAACUUGUACGUAGAGUACACGCGAUGAAGGACAAAAGACAAGGUGUUACAGAGGAAAAUGAUGGGGCGCAAAUGGAUGCAGAAAUAAUGGGUGCCAAAAAGUCCCUCACCCGUUUCCUUAGAGCCAUUGCAAGGCAAUUACCAAAUGAAUAACAUCUGAUUACUUGUAACAUUGUCAUUCUUCUGUGCAAUAAGUUAAUAUUGUUGACCUAGGCAUAUGAUUCAAGCGUAGCCAAUUAAAAAUUUAUUUAUAUU
This is a messenger RNA of Rubroshorea leprosula, 1145 nucleotides long. The record is from the annotation of a GenBank genome assembly. Lineage: Eukaryota; Viridiplantae; Streptophyta; Magnoliopsida; Malvales; Dipterocarpaceae.